UCAAAUGGAUGUCUACUCGUCAAAACUGUCACAUGCUGUGGAUGUCGGAGUUAGCGCGUAUCUACUUCUCAUUGCUGUUCUGUCCAUCGUAGGGAACCUGCUGGUGCUUAUCAUGGCCAGGAAGCGCUCCAAGCACAUGAAGCCGGCGGAGCUGCUGAGCGUGAGCCUGGCCGUGACGGACCUCGGCGCGGCCGUCACCAUGUACCCGCUGGCCGCCGCCUCGGCCUGGAACCACCGCUGGAUCGGCGGCGACGUCACGUGCCGCUACUACGGCUUCAUGGGGUUCUUCUUCGGAUUGGCCAGCAUCGCCACGCUGACGGUGAUGGCCGUCGUCCGAUUCAUCGUGUCCACCAACCUGCAGUCACCCAAGGAACGGGUGAGCAUGCGAAACGCGAAGCAGCUGGUGUUGGGGACGUGGCUGUACGCGCUGCUCUGGUCCGUCUUCCCCUUCGUCGGCUGGGGCGAGUACGGGCCCGAGCCUUUCGGCCUGUCCUGCACGCUGGCCUGGGCCAACAUGCGCCACAUCCACAACGGCUUCUCCUUCGUCAUCAGCAUGUUCUCCAUGAACCUGGCCACGCCCGCGGUGGUCAUCAUCACCUGCUACGCCGGCAUCGCCCUGCGCCUUCGGGUCACCUUCAAGUCCAUCAACAGCUUCAACCAGCUGCCUAACGCCGUCAAGAUGCAGAAGAGACUCGUACUGAUCGCCGUUUUCAUCAGCAUGGGUUUCCUGGGUAGCUGGACACCCUACGGCAUGAUGAGUCUGUGGUCUGCGUACAAUGACAGCUCUUCCAUCCCGCCGAUAGUGAGCUUGUUGCCCUGCUUGUUCGCCAAGACCUCCACCGUCUACAACCCCCUCAUCUAUUACACCUUCAGCAAGACCUUCAAGAUGCAAGUCAAACAGCUGUGUUGUCCGUGCAGAUGGUCCAAUGCCUGCAAACCAGAAAUGGACAACAACAGGGACAUCGAGAACACCGUCUACCUGGUGUGCAAUGACACCAAGCCUCCGCAGCCAAGGCCCCGCGUGGACGACAAGGACCUCGGUAUGGCGGGGCAGAUGGAGAUGCGGCUGACUCUGGAAUACCAAUAG
Messenger RNA from Sardina pilchardus (European sardine), 1087 nucleotides. RefSeq names its product opsin 8, group member b (gene opn8b). Gene Ontology annotation, biological process: cellular response to light stimulus; visual perception; phototransduction. The record is from RefSeq and is a predicted model, not a curated record. Gene Ontology annotation, molecular function: G protein-coupled photoreceptor activity. Bases 5 to 1087 code for a protein of 360 amino acids. The transcript has 4 exons. Lineage: Eukaryota; Metazoa; Chordata; Actinopteri; Clupeiformes; Clupeidae. Gene Ontology annotation, cellular component: plasma membrane.